GUAAGACGUCGACCUUAUAAAGCGGGGCCGGGGCCCGACGUGAGGAGGAAGGGGAGCGUUGGCCGGAGGAGGAACUGAGGAGAAGUGCAGUGCAGUGUCCCCCCUCCCUCCCCUCAAGCGUUCAAGAUGGCAAGCCGGACUAUGCAAGCAGCGCGAUGUCCCACAGAUGAAUUGUCAUUGACCAACUGUGCUGUUGUGAAUGAAAAAGAUUUCCAGUCUGGCCAACAUGUGCUCGUCAAAACCAGUCCAAAUCACAAAUUUGUCUUCACGGCGAAAAGUCAUUCCACUGUGCCUCAAGGGAGGAUUGCCUUCAGCCUGCCACAGAGAAAAUGGGUGGGACUCUCCAUUGGUCAGGAUGUGGAAGUGAGCGCCUAUACCUUCGACAAAACAACGCAGUGCAUUGGGACCAUGACGAUUGAGAUUGACUUCCUACAGAAGAAGAGUGUGGAUUCAAACCCAUACGACACUGACAAGAUGGCAGCGGAGUUCAUUCAGCAUUUCAACAGCCAGGCUUUUUCAACUGGUCAGCAGCUUGUGUUUAGUUUUGUUGACAAGCUCUUUGGGUUAAUGGUGAAGGACAUUGAAGCUAUGGACCCAAGCAUACUGAAAGGAGAGCAGGCACCUAUCAAGCAACAGAAGAUCGAGCUAGGACUGGCUGUAGCCAAUUCCCAGGUUAUAUUUGAAAAGGCAGAUAGCUCAUCUCUGACACUGAUCGGCAAAUCUAAAACCAAGCAGGGAAGACAAUCCAUCAUUAAUCCAGACUGGAACUUUGAGAAAAUGGGAAUUGGGGGCCUUGACAGGGAAUUUUCUGAUAUUUUUCGCCGUGCAUUCGCUUCGAGAGUUUUUCCAGUGGAUCUUGUGGAACAGAUGGGUUGCAAGCACGUGAAAGGUAUUCUGCUGUUUGGUCCACCAGGAUGUGGGAAAACCCUCAUGGCUCGACAGAUUGGGAAGAUGCUGAAUGCCCGUGAGCCCAAAGUUGUGAACGGGCCUGAAAUUCUCAAUAAAUAUGUGGGUGAAUCAGAAGCAAACAUUCGUAAGCUCUUUGCAGAUGCAGAGGAAGAGCAGAGGAGGCUUGCGGCAAACAGCGGUCUGCACAUCAUCAUAUUUGAUGAAAUAGAUGCCAUUUGCAAGCAGAGGGGGACCAUGGCAGGCAGCACGGGUGUACACGACACAGUCGUCAAUCAACUGCUUUCCAAGAUAGAUGGAGUGGAACAGCUCAAUAACAUCCUUGUUAUAGGUAUGACAAACCGACCAGACUUGAUUGAUGAUGCUCUUCUGCGACCUGGCCGAUUGGAAGUCAAAAUGGAGAUUGGUUUACCAGAUGAGAAAGGCAGGGUACAAAUUUUGAAUAUUCACACGGCAAGAAUGAAAGAGCACAACCUGUUAGAUAGUGAUGUUAAUAUUGCUGAGCUAGCUCAAGAGACCAAGAAUUUCAGUGGUGCCGAGUUGGAGGGUCUAGUACGAGCUGCCCAGUCAACUGCAAUGAAUCGACACAUAAAGGCGGCAAGCAAAGUGGAAGUUGACAUGGAGAAAGCUGAGAAACUGAAAGUCACAAGGGGAGAUUUCUUGAAUUCUUUGGAGAAUGACAUAAAACCUGCUUUUGGCAUAAACCAGGAGGACUAUGACAGCUAUAUCAUGAAUGGGAUCUAUGUGUGGGGUGAUCCAGUCACACGAGCCCUGGAUGACGGAGAGUUACUUGUCCAGCAAACCAAGAACAGUGACCGCACUCCACUAGUUAGCGUUCUUUUGGAAGGGCCACCGAACAGUGGCAAGACUGCAUUGGCUGCAAAGAUUGCAGAGAAGUCUGGAUUCCCAUUCAUUAAAAUCUGCUCUCCUGAGAAGAUGAUUGGGUUCUCAGAAACGGCAAAAUGCCAAGCCAUAAAGAAGAUUUUUGAGGAUGCAUACAAGUCGCAACUGAGCUGUGUUGUGGUUGAUGACAUUGAGCGCCUGCUAGAUUACGUCCCUAUUGGCCCACGCUUCUCAAACCUAGUACUUCAAGCUCUGCUGGUCCUGUUGAAAAAGCCAUCUCCUCAUGGCCGCAAGUUGUUGAUCAUUGGGACUACCAGUCGUAAAGAUGUUCUCCAGGAGAUGGAGAUGAUGGAUGUUUUCAGCACUACUGUCCAUAUUCCGAACAUUAGCACAGGAGAACAGUUGAUGGAAGCUCUGGAGCUCCUUGGCAGAUUUGAUGAUCGGGAACGAGUUCGGAUCAUACAACAUGUGAAGGAUAAGCCGGUUUGGAUCGGCAUUAAAAAACUGAUGAUGAUCAUUGAAAUGUCGCUGCAGAUGGGACCUGAAUACCGUGUUAACAAGUUUCUGUCUCUCCUGAAAGAACAAGGAAGUGAGCCUCAACGCCGGGACCAUUGGCAAUAAAAACAGGAAAGACCAUUUGGUCAUCACUGUGAAUCACAUCUAAUGAAGAGGCACCAAUUGGUCAUCUAAGAAGAAAGGAAUCUUGAGUCUAAAGACCCUUAGCAUUUUGCAUGCUCCUUGCAAAGAAACUCCUCUUAAAUGUCUUAAAUUAAAACAAAAAAAAUAUAUAUAUAUACAACAUAGACAUCGGCAUUCUUGGUUUUAUUGAUUUUAGUAUUGGACAUGCACCAGGCAUUUUUAAGGAUAUUUUCACUUGUUACGAUGCAGAUCAGGGAUUCCUCUUCACUGCAAUUCAAAUCUUAGACCUUUUAAUGUGAACAUUAAUUUGUUAAAUUGUGCACUUAUAAACUAAUUGACGUUAUCGGAAAGAUGAGCAUUGGAAUUUGCAAUAUGUUGGAUUGGUCUGUACGUGUAUGAUAAAAAUGUAUUGUUUUAUUGGGAUUGAGAGGCAGAAAAUCUCACAACCAGAAUUUGCAUGCAAUUUUAUUCCUAAUGGCUUGGCUGCAAUGGUGCAUCCUUCUGUGUGUAGUAUUGCUGAACUCCCUUUGAUUCUCACAGACUGAAUUUACUUCAGACAGCAUCUGUUUGAUGCUGGUCAGGUUUGACUUUCUAUAGCUAAAAUUCCAGAGAUGGUAUCAGUCUUUCAUCCUUGUGUGUUCUUAACAUGUCUGCAAUAUUGUUUUAAAAUCUAACGAACUUCAAUUUUUCUUCUCAAACUUCUGUCCACAAUUUGAUGGAGCCUACUCUUUUUUUUAAAUGCACAAUAUAAAUCGAAGCAUUAUUUUUGACACACUUAAAUAUUCAAAUGCUUUUGUUAUUGUCGUUCUGCUUGUGUGAUUGCCAUGAAUUGUGACUAUGCUAUUUGGGGCCAUCUGUGAAAUAUUUAAUGCACCUGACCCUUAUUUUUCUGUCGCUCCACUUCCCCCUCACUCCUGCAUUUGUGUGAAUCAGAUUCAGUGCAGAUCUCAAUCACGAGAAUAGAUUCUCUCACCUAUCCAGCAUGUACAGCUGCAGUCUAAGUGGACAGGCCAUAUCAUAAUUGAUGCAACUAUGGAAAUAUAGAGUAAGCUAAUUAGAAUUGUAUUCUAUUUCUGGUUCCCUGUGCACUGCAGGAGCCAUAGGUUGGAAAGAGGAUUCAUUGUUUGAUUUGGGUAAUCAUCACAUUUGUUUUUUGGGUUCCAGAAAUAUUUUUGCAAAACUUUCAUGUGUCAAACUCUUUUUGAAAGAAAACUUGAAGAAUAAUGGAGAGCUUAACUGCAUCUCUCUUGGUUGGCUGAGUGCAAAAGUAGGUACAGCUCCUAAUCAUAACAAAUUUCCUGAUGCAUCAGAUGGCACUGGGAAAUCAGUGUCCAGCCAGGCUUGGUAUAUCCGUACAUCUGCAUCCAAGCACUUUGGAAUGUUAUAGUGCUUUCAGCCCCUUCUGCAACCAUUAUUUUCAGUCACCAAUGAUGAUAUGAUGCAAAUGUUGCUGUGAAGAGAAAUCAAGAUCCAGUAUUUGUGAGUGUGCUUCUGGGCUGCUGGAGGAUAGUUAGGUUGCUGAGUGUCUUCUCACUUUAUCCUUGAUCUAUAGCCCAUAAUCUAGGAGCUGUCAUUUUAUAAUGCUGCAGAUGCUACACAGGUUAAUUAAUAUACUCAAAUUGUAGAUUAUACCAAUAGGUGAGUCACAGUAUUACAUUGUGAACAAGAAACGAUUGGGCCAAGACAUUUUCUUUUAGCAUUUACCAGCAUUCUGUGAUAACCAAUUGAAGUUAUUGUCCAUUUAGCAAGUUUGAAAAUUAUACAAUGGAAGUGAUCAAACUAAAACCUUGAAUGCAGAUAUCUACUGUUAAAUGUUUUGACAUCUUGUUUGGAGAAAUGCAACUUUAUUUCAUGACUAUUUAUUUCUGUGCUGUUUCCAAUCUGUAAGUAUUUAAAAAAACAAACAAUUGUUAUAAAAAAGCUUCUGUGUUGAGGUGAAAUAUUGGUGUAAAUUAAUGAGCAUAAGCAUGGGCAUCGUUUGAUGGUGCUUAAAUAGUCUCAUAGAUCUAUGGCUCAUCCAAUGUCCCAAGUUAUAAUUAAUUCUGUUCUACCGUGAUGUAAAUCUUUUUACAGUGAAAAUGUACUGUUAUUGAAAGCUGUUUAAUGUAGAGUUGAAUGCAGCUGUGAUGCAAUAAAGAUUCAGAUGACA
Amblyraja radiata (thorny skate) is the source of this 4537-nucleotide messenger RNA. It is a transcript of the gene nsfa, whose product is annotated as N-ethylmaleimide-sensitive factor a. Gene Ontology annotation, cellular component: Golgi stack. Lineage: Eukaryota; Metazoa; Chordata; Chondrichthyes; Rajiformes; Rajidae. The transcript has 21 exons. The record is from RefSeq and is a predicted model, not a curated record. Gene Ontology annotation, molecular function: ATP hydrolysis activity; ATP binding. Bases 127 to 2370 code for a protein of 747 amino acids. Gene Ontology annotation, biological process: intra-Golgi vesicle-mediated transport; SNARE complex disassembly; Golgi to plasma membrane protein transport.